AUGGUUGGACCGACUGCAGUCUAUUCCGGUGAUACCCCGACAUCCCCUAUUGAAAAUCAUAGUCAAUGGGAGUAUGCCGUUCCUCUGGUGCGCGAUAGUGUCGACAACUAUACGAAGUCUCUGUCCUCCCGCGACUCCAAUUCCUUGCAAGGGAAAUUCACCAAGGAUCGUACCUCUGACUUAUCUCAGGGAUCUUUGCUAUCUAAAAAACCAUCAAAGAACUUGGGAUCAAUUCGUGGGCGGAGAGACUACACUCUCAACCAAAAUGGAGGUGAAAUAGGAAGCAUACGGGGCGUCUAUGGAACGGAAACGAAUGCCUGGAGUGACAAUAUAAGGAAGUCAUGGGAUAGUAAUCGGUUUCGGACGUCCUUCGAGAAAGGGGACACAGCUGUGGAUAACGUGAGCCUGUCCGAGAAGGAUGAUCCCGACAGCGCACAUUGGAUCCACCGGGACAAACUGGCCCGUAUUGAAAGUGAGGAGUUGCACCAGGCCGCCAUUCUGUAUCAACGGCGGUUCAGGUCUGAGAAGAGACGCACGGGCAGUCGCGAAAGGGGUCAUGAAUCCCGGGGCAGCAGUGUUAAUGGUUCAUCUGUGGCUCCGCUGGCGCUGGCUGAUCAAAUGGAGCCAUGGCCAAGUCUAAGUGAAGAGCAGCAGGAAUAUAGUGAACCUAUGGUGCUGCCCGCGGACCGUGUUAAUGGCGAGCCUGCACCAGAGGACCAGCAGAAUUGGGAUCUUCAGGACAAGCCUUUCGAAAACGCCGCAGAGGAACGCCCUCAAGAAGAUGGUGCGUCGGGCGUAUACCGCAAUCCGGGUCUUCGAAAAAGCUCCUCGCGCAUCCCUAUUGCAACUCCGAGUCGCCUACCUGUGUCAUCUGGGCGACUUGGACGGGAUACCCCUACGCAACGUGAUCGUACUUCCACUAGUGAGUCUGAUACCGGCACAUCAUCCACAAAACCCCGUAGAUCCAGUGAGCCGCUUUCAUUAGACCCUGCGGAGAGCUCGAAGACCUCGUCUUCUGCGCCUUCGGGAGGAAGCAGACCCGGUAGUCGUGGUAUGCAGAGCCAAAAUUCCCCGGCAAAGAAACCGUCACCAAAGAAUGGCAAUGCCGCUACGCCCAAUUCUACGAACCGCAAAGCUUCAGCUACCACAGGAAACCGAAGGGUCUCGUCGAGAACAAGAACUGCUUCUGGCAGCAAUGGCCAAUCGCUGUCACGCCCUGCAACAAGGUCUGGCGACCGGAUUAUUAAUCGCCCAGAGGGUGACCCUCCAUGGCUUGCCACGAUGUACAAACCGGACCCACGUCUCCCUCCGGAACAACAGAUCCUCCCGACACAUGCGCGACGGAUGCAGCAAGAGAAAUGGGAGAGGGAGGGCAGGACUCCCAUCACGUAUGAUCGUGAGUUUGCUCCAUUGGCAAUCACACAAGAUGAAGGAAAACCGAUCAAGAACGAGACCGAGGCCAAGACGGUAGCGGAGGAGAAGACAGAGCCCGAGGAACCAAAGGAGAAGCAGGAGAAGCAGGAACAGCCUUCCUCUGCAUCAGCACCGCCAUUCAGUGAAACGUCCCAAGCCCCCAAGAGCCCUGAUCCGAACUCUCGACCGACCACGAGCAGCGGCUACAGGACUAUUCCCAGAUUGCAGAGCACGCCUACGCCAGCAAUGGGGCGUAUUCCAAGUCGGAAUCCCAACGUUACAACACCAGUACAGGCACCAGUUCAAGAUGAGGGUGAAAACGAGAAGAAGAAAUCGAAGGAUGGAUGCGGUUGUUGCAUUGUGAUGUGA
Molecule: messenger RNA, 1782 nt
Organism: Monascus purpureus
Lineage: Eukaryota; Fungi; Ascomycota; Eurotiomycetes; Eurotiales; Aspergillaceae
Source: the annotation of a GenBank genome assembly